This is a messenger RNA of Phycomyces blakesleeanus NRRL 1555(-), 975 nucleotides long. RefSeq lists its product as hypothetical. The coding region runs from base 1 to 849 and encodes 282 amino acids. Gene Ontology annotation, molecular function: protein binding; peptidyl-prolyl cis-trans isomerase activity. Lineage: Eukaryota; Fungi; Mucoromycota; Mucoromycetes; Mucorales; Phycomycetaceae. The record is from RefSeq and is a predicted model, not a curated record. The transcript is spliced from 8 exons.
AUGAGUACAUUACCAGCAGGUUCUAUACAAUACCUGACAGAUGAUUCACAAGUCCAAAAGAUUAUCCUUAAUCAAGGCCACGGAGAAUUGGCUCACAAUCACUCAACUCUGAGUUGUCAUUACGAGAUCUUUUUACAAGGCCAGAGCACUCCAAUCGAUUCAACACGUUUUCGUAAUGCGCCUUUGUGGGUUAAAUUAGGCGAUGGUAAAGUAAUCAAUGGAUUAGAGUUAAUACUUUCAACUAUGUGCGUUGGCGAGAUUGCCGAAGGCUUAUGUACUAGUGUCUACGGAUAUGGUAAGAAAGGUCUUCCUAAUCGCAUUCCCUCAGAUGCAACGCUUCGAAUCGUUGUGGAAUUGCUAAGUGUAUGGGAGUCCCCCAAUUCGCCACGUCAGUGUAUCGAGCUGGCUCUCGCAUACAAGAACCAGGGAAACACUUUCUUCAAAAGCGGGUUGCUUAAUGAAGCACUAGAUGCUUAUGAGAAAGUCAAUAGCUGUAUAAAACGAGCUGAGGAGUGCACAGACAAAGAUCGGAUGGAAUUAGAUGCGUUGGGUAUCGCAGCCUCAAGUAAUUCUAGUGCUUGUUAUAUAAAACUCAAAGAGUGGACCAAGGUCAUAGAAAUCUGUGAAAAGGUAAUCUCAUUGGAUCCAACCAAUAUCAAAGCCUAUUAUCGUCUUGGUCAGGCUUAUUUGGAGACAAAGGAAUAUGAACAAGGCAUUAGUUCUGUGAAACAGGGUUUAAAGCACUCUCCAAGUGAUACCUCAAUGAAAGCCCUUUUAUCUCAACUUCAACAAAAAGAAGCCCAAUGGCUUAAGAGUAGAAAAGCUUUGUAUAAAAACAUGUUUGCUUAAAAUCAUAUACAAACUCUCCUUAUAUCACUCCAGAGUCUACUCAAAUACAAAUAUGUAUAACUUGCUUCUCUCUUAAUUUUCUUAAAAUUCCCUGUAAUAUUCGAAAGUAAGUAAGAGUUGUUUUGU